Molecule: messenger RNA, 2469 nt
Organism: Esox lucius (northern pike)
Lineage: Eukaryota; Metazoa; Chordata; Actinopteri; Esociformes; Esocidae
Gene: rgmd
Product: RGM domain family, member D
Exons: 4
Coding region: 4-1380 (458 amino acids)
Biological process (GO): BMP signaling pathway
Cellular component (GO): plasma membrane
Molecular function (GO): coreceptor activity
Source: RefSeq, a predicted model, not a curated record
GAAAUGUUGUCUACAGAUCCUGUAGUGGAGCAUUUUGGCAGCUACAGCGUCGAUGAGCAGCAGUCGAAGAACUCCAUUCUAACUGAAUGGAUUGGCAUGGGGAGAAGCGGACCUCAAAACUUGGCUAAGCGGCAGCUUUGGAACUGUAUUACAUUUACGAUGGUUAUACUUUCGCUGCUGCUCCGACCAGCACACUGCCAACAGUGCCGGAUCCAGCGCUGCAAUGCGGAAUACGUGACCUCUACCUCGCCCUCUAGUGGUUUCCAGGAGGACUCCCCAUCUGAUGUGGACUACUGCAUCGCCCUGCGCGCCUAUGCCCUGUGUACCCGGCGCACAGCGCGCAGCUGCAGAGGUGACCUGGUCUACCACUCGGCCGUGUUCCGUAUCAAGGAGCUCUUCUCUCAACACAACUGCUCCAGCGACGGGCCCACCUCCUCGGCCAAGGUCCCGAGCACCUCCAGGCCGGUCGUGUCUGAGCUGUGCGACUAUGAGAGCCGCGUCCUGGCCUCGGGUGUUGCCGGCCAAGGGAAGAAGUACGCGCACUGUGGAUUAUUUGGGGAUCCGCACCUCCGGACAUUCCGGGACGAAUUCCAGACAUGCAAGGUGGAAGGGGCCUGGCCCCUCAUCGAUAACCGCUUCCUGUCAGUGCAGGUGACCAAUGUUCCUGUGGUCUUGGGGUCUAGCGCCACUGCCACUAGCAAGAUAACGGUGAUCUUUAAAUCCUACCAUGGUUGUACAGAACAGAAGGUCUACCAGGCCACCACAGAGGACCUGCCCUCUGCCUUCCAGGACGGCACACGAAGUGGCGGGGAGGGUGGCAGUCUGUGGAUCGUAGAGAAGGGCGCCUCCGGAGGCCGUCUUGUGAAGAUCCAGGCCCGCUACAUCGGGACGUCCAUCAUAGUGCGUCGUGUGGGGCGCUACCUUACCUUUGCCAUUCGCAUGCCGGAGGACACCCUAGACUUCUCUGAGGAAAACAGUGGGCUGCAGCUCUGUCUGCACGGGUGCCCACGCAACGAGCUCAUCAAGGAGCACAUGCUGGGGCAGCAGCCCUUUCACCCACGCCCCCCCACUUCUGGGCUGGCUCCCCUACAGCCCCCACAUCAGAUAUACACAGUGGAGAGGGCCACAGCCAAAUGCAGGGAAACCCUGCAUGUGGAGGAUGUGUACUUCCAGUCCUGUGUGUUUGACUUGCUCACCACCGGUGACCCGGAGUUCUCCAUGGCGGCCUACGGAGCCCUGGAGGAUCUGAAGUCCCUUCCUCCCAGCAAACUGAAGCAGAACUCUCCCAGGACUCCUCGUGUCCAAAACAACAGAGCUCCCCACAACCUGGCCACAGCCACUCUGGUCUCGCUCCUACUUGUGGUUCUGCUACUUUUGUAGAGAGAAUGUGCAACAAAAACAAAUGGAAGUGGUACCAGCUUGAGGAAAGAGUGUCUGGGAGUCCGAGACAUUUUUACAUUUGUGGACGUUAUGGUUCUAUUCUUGUCACCAAACCACCUGAAGGAUUUAACAUUUCAAAAAGGAUGCUUCUUGUCCCCCAAACACAUUGGCCGCCAGCAUCUGCCACUUGAGUCUGAGAUCAGUGUAAUUUUUUCGGUUGUUAAGUAUGUAAUGCUCUUUCUGUUUUCAUACUUGCCAAUUGGAUUGAGACAUUUACAUGACACUUCAUCAUAACACGAUUGUCUGUGCACCAUAUAUAAGACGGCUUAUGAAAAAAAGUAGUAGUUGUAAAUAUUUCACCUUUUCUGGGAAUAUGUCAUGAUGCCCAUAUCCCUGCCAGACAUCAUCUUUGUAGACAUUAUUGGGCUUAAGAUGGGGAAAAUGGUCUAAUAUAUAAAUGUUUGAAACAAACCAGACCUUUUCUGUAUCAUCAUAUGGCACUUAAUGGUUAACACUUCAAGUUUAGUUCCUCAAUGUUUUUUGUAUUUACAGAUUUUUGUUUUUCAAAUCUUUAUCAGGUGAGUAUGCUAAGAAUACAUUUUUAUUUACAGCAAUAACCUGGGAGCAUUAGGGGUUAACUGUCUUGCUCAGGGACAGAACAGGGUUUUUCACCUUGAUAGCUCGGGGAGUAGAACCAGCAACCUUUCGUUUACUGGCACAACGCUCUUGACCACUAGUCUAAAUGUUCCUUAAAUGGGAUGAUCCAACAACUAAAUUAACACUACCUAUCCAUAUCUAUUAGGUUUUGGUGUGAUUCUCAGUACUUCUAAAUGCAUCCAAGUGUUGAUAGCAUUAUGUUAGGUAAAACACUCCCUCUUCAAGCUGCUUGGCUUCCAGUUUUUAAAGGAAAACAAACUAAAUGUUUAUAUAAUAAUAUAUUGAAAGAGUGUAUAUAUGUUUUAUAUUGAGUGCAUUUGCCUGUGUAUAGAUGUUUUAACUGUAAUGUUUUACACUUCAUUAGUUGGGUACUUGUGAAUGUUUUACCUUUAUAAUCUGUAAUUUUACAUAUUAAAGUGUUGGACACUAUCA